AUGGAUAAUACCAUGGAGGAUGAUGAUGUUGAUAUGCCGUAUGCGCCGCCGUUGCAGCAACAAGCUACUGCCUCUCGUUGCCCAUAUAAUCAAGCUUCCCGAAAUAGCAUGCACAGGCCCAAUACACGGUACCCAGCACUUAUGAAUCCUUGGACAGGUUACAGAGAAGGCUUCAAUAUGCCCACUUCGAUGUAUGGCACUCCCAAUAUGCCCUCAUUUCCUUAUGGCGGUGCAAACACAAGUUAUGUAACUACCGGCUAUGCCACACAGCAUGCACAGUGGUCUCAGAAUGCGCAUGCUUUGGGCAAUACAGUUUCAAAUAUUCAAGAUCCACAACAUCAAAAUCCAGAGCUGUCGGGUAGUAGUGUACCGUUCCCUCCUAUGUCAGUCCCCGCCGAUUACCACUCUUGGCCGGGUCUUUGGCCUAAUGAACCUCGCCCGAUGCCCACGUUCGCCGAAGAAAAUACCAUAGCGGACAAUAAUAAUAAUCCUCAAGGAAUGACCUAUAUGGGAAACAGCAUGGCAGGUGUUUCUAGUGAACAAGAGAUUCAGAUACGGAUGAAGAAGAUCUUGAAUACAGCGAUGAUGAUGAUGAACUGGGAAGCAAUACUCGGGUAUUCUCAAAUCAUUAAUAUGACGAAUGGGGGCGGCACCUUGGCUGCCGUUUUACGUGGCCGUGGUGGGUUGGGUGGUAAAAGAAUGCCAUCCAAGGAGUUUUUGCUCUCACUCGAGACCCUGAAUCCCAGUGAUAUGUCGGAAGAAGAUCGAAGUUGUAUGAUUUGCUACAACGAAUUUGGCGUAAAGAAUCCGGAAGGCGUGAGCGAACAGCCAUUACGUUUACCGAAAUGUAGACAUAUAUUUGGAGCUAUAUGUAUCAAGAAAUGGUUCAAGGAGAAUGACAGCUGCCCGUAUUGCCGGGACAAAGUUCUAUCGGAAUCUGCUGCUGCGAAGAUGAUAGUGAGGCGUGCUCGUCAGCUGAUGCGGGAUCAAAGGGAUCAAAUGCGAAACCGCCUCAGUGCAACAGCUCACUCAACUGAAGCCGGUCACCUCAAUCCAAGGUACGUCCCUGUGAAUCCUUCUCCGAAAAUUGGCUAA
This is a messenger RNA of Sclerotinia sclerotiorum 1980 UF-70, 1095 nucleotides long. RefSeq lists its product as hypothetical. The transcript is spliced from 3 exons. NCBI's taxonomy places the organism in Eukaryota, Fungi, Ascomycota, Leotiomycetes, Helotiales, Sclerotiniaceae. Gene Ontology annotation, cellular component: nucleoplasm; cytoplasm. The coding region runs from base 1 to 1095 and encodes 364 amino acids. The record is from RefSeq and is a predicted model, not a curated record.